This is a messenger RNA of Chinchilla lanigera (long-tailed chinchilla), 2056 nucleotides long. RefSeq names its product C-C chemokine receptor type 1. The transcript has 2 exons. Gene Ontology annotation, biological process: G protein-coupled receptor signaling pathway; inflammatory response; positive regulation of monocyte chemotaxis. NCBI's taxonomy places the organism in Eukaryota, Metazoa, Chordata, Mammalia, Rodentia, Chinchillidae. The coding region runs from base 272 to 1339 and encodes 355 amino acids. Gene Ontology annotation, cellular component: membrane; cytoplasm. Gene Ontology annotation, molecular function: C-C chemokine receptor activity; chemokine (C-C motif) ligand 7 binding; chemokine (C-C motif) ligand 5 binding. The record is from RefSeq and is a predicted model, not a curated record.
CGGCCCUCCCAGGUCCUUCCUGGCCCACAGCCACCAAGCAAACAAAGCCCCAGCUGUGAACCCAGCCACAGCGCAGGCCUUGUGGCCAGCAGGAGGACCCGGGUGUAGAAGAAGAAGUCCAGCCGGUUCCUGUCAUUCUGACAGCCUGCGACUCCACAGCCCCAUCUCCACCAUCUCGCAGGAAGCUGAGCAUUUUCUACUCGCUGAGACCUCACACCUUCGGUGCAUAAAGACACUAAGAGGCAAACCAUUGGAGCCAGGGCAGGCCAGGAUGGAGAGUCCAGCUCCCACAGAGGACUACGGCCUGACCACCGAAUACGACUAUGGUGACUCAACCCCGUGCCAUAAGGAGGCCGUGAGGGUCUUUGGGUCCCAGCUGCUGCCACCCUUGUACUCCCUGGUGUUCAUCAUCGGCGUGGUGGGCAACAUCCUGGUGGUCCUGGUCCUCAUGAAGUACAAGCGACUCCGAAGCAUGACCAGCAUCUACCUGCUCAACCUGGCCCUCUCAGACCUGCUCUUCCUCUUCACACUUCCCUUCUGGAUUGACUACAAGGUGAGAGACACCUGGAUCUUCGGUGAUGGCAUGUGUAAGCUCCUGUCUGGCCUCUACCAUGUGGGCUUGUACAGUGAGAUCUUCUUCAUCAUCCUGCUCACCAUUGACAGAUACCUGGCCAUCGUCCAUUCCGUGUUUGCGCUUCAAGCCCGGACCAUCACUUUCGGCAUUGUCACCAGUGUCAUCACCUGGGCCCUGGCCAUCUUGGCUUCUGUCCCAGGCCUGUACUUUGCCAAGACACAGAGAGUGUUCACUCAAUACACCUGCAGCCUUUAUUACCCCCACGAAAGCCAUCAGGCCUGGCGGUACUUUCAGGCUCUGAAGAUGAACCUGCUGGGACUCAUCUUGCCACUCCUGGUCAUGGUGUUCUGCUACACAGGCAUCAUCAAGGUCCUGCUCCAACGACCCAACAAAGAGAAGGCCAAAGCCGUCCGGCUGAGCUUCAUCAUCAUGAUCAUCUUUUUCCUCUUCUGGACCCCGUACAACCUGGCUGUGUUUGUUUCAGCUUUCCAGUUGCACAUGUUCACCAACUACUGUGAGCAGAACAAACAGCUGGACAUGGCCAUGCAGGUGACAGAGGUGAUCGCCUAUACCCACUGCUGUGUCAACCCCAUCAUCUAUGUGUUCGUGGGCAAGAGGUUCCGGAAGUACCUGUACGAACUGUUCCAGACACAAGCAGCUGUGCGCUUGGACAAGUGUCAGCACUUCCUCAACAGGGGUCGGCUGGAGAGGUCCAGCUCUGUGUCUCUUUCCACUGGCGAACAGGUACUGUCUGGAGUGCUCUAACUUGAACCCCUGCAUGCCAGUGUGGGUCCCAGUGGGAGUGACCUGCCAGGUGAGCCACCAAGCCUUGUGGGGAGGCAGUGUGGUCAUCCCCACCAGAUUUCCCCACCCCGCACAGCAUUGAAACUUAGCCUUUGAGACAGAGAGUGCUUAAAAUUGGUCUAGACUCAGACACCUGGGGCUUCAAUCCUGCCAUGACUCUUCUUGGUGGAGAGGGACAAAUGGGUGACAUGUGACAUUCCAGCCUGAGACUGUGGACCCCAGAGAAUGGCUUGGGUCCAACCAGGAUGCCCAGGCUGCAAAUGCUGGCAUUGGAAAAAAACCCUGUUGCAGCAGCCCUGAUGAACGUGGAAAUGGUGAUUUCAGGGUGACACCCUACUGAGUCCUAGAGCCAGCACGAGACCCAUAGCUGCCUCCCCCACCCGCCCCAUCUUCUGGAAACUCAGAAUAUAGAACUCAGGGUGGCCAACUUGACACCAACCAGGAAAUGGGACUAGGGACGUGCUGUUGGCAGUGAAAAUGUAGAAAGGGAGCCAGGGAGACCCCUGCCUGGCAGGUGGGUGGAGAACACUCUGUCCUGAAGCAGAGGAGGAGACGCCCUGAGCAGGAAGUAGCUCAUUCACCCAAGCGUCCUGUGACAAAGACCAUUGCAAAGUGGCUCUGAGCAGGAUUUAGUAUUAACCAAUUGGCUUUCCAUGAGUACUUGUGAGUUGUCUUAAG